UUAGUGACAGUGCAUACUGUGAGGCGUGUAGAGUCGCUUCUGUCUUCAGGCACAGCAGAGGGCGGCCGCAAUAGUACGCUCGGGGUGGUGGUCCCCGGACCACGCGGUGGGCGGAGCCAGCGGCGACGGCCUCCCUUCCCCUCCGGAUGCAGGCCGGAAGUACGUGAGGGGAGAUUUCCGGCCACUGCGUUGUAGUCGGCCCGGCUGCAAAGCGUUUUUCUGGAGGCUGAUUUCCCAGGUUCUCUCGGCCUGUACCUCGCGCACUCCUCUUGCUCCAGGUCCUUCAGUCUCCGCUCGUCUCACCAUAGGCUGUGACGACAUGAGCAACAAAGAAGGAUCAGGAGGGUUCAGGAAAAGGAAGCAUGACAAUUUCCCACAUAACCAAAGAAGAGAAGGGAAGGAUGUUAAUUCAUCAUCACCCGUGAUGUUGGCCUUUAAAUCAUUUCAGCAGGAACUUGAUGCAAGGCAUGACAAAUACGAGAGACUUGUGAAACUUAGUCGGGAUAUAACUGUUGAAAGUAAAAGGACAAUUUUUCUCCUCCAUAGGAUUACAAGUGCUCCUGAUAUGGAAGAUAUAUUGACUGAAUCAGAAAUUAAAUUGGAUGGUGUCAGACAAAAGAUAUUCCAGGUAGCCCAAGAGCUAUCAGGGGAAGAUAUGCAUCAGUUCCAUCGAGCCAUUACUACAGGACUACAGGAAUAUGUGGAAGCUGUCUCUUUUCAACACUUCAUCAAAACACGAUCAUUAAUUAGUAUGGAUGAAAUUAAUAAACAAUUGAUAUUUACGACUGAAGACAAUGGGAAAGAAAAUAAAACUCCUUCCUCUGAUGCACAGGAUAAGCAGUUUGGUACUUGGAGACUGAGAGUCACACCUGUCGAUUACCUUCUGGGAGUGGCUGACUUAACUGGAGAAUUGAUGCGGAUGUGUAUUAACAGUGUGGGGAAUGGGGACAUUGACACCCCCUUUGAAGUGAGCCAGUUUUUACGUCAGGUUUAUGAUGGGUUUUCAUUCAUUGGCAACACUGGACCUUACGAGGUUUCUAAGAAGCUGUAUACCUUGAAACAAAGUUUGGCCAAAGUGGAGAAUGCUUGUUAUGCCUUGAAAGUCAGAGGGUCAGAAAUUCCAAAACAUAUGUUGGCAGAUGUGUUUUCAGUUAAAACAGAAAUGAUAGAUCAAGAAGAGGGCAUUUCUUAGAAUCUAACAUUACUCAGUUACUAAAUCUUUUGAGAACUCCUAAGAGACCAAUUUGUAAGACUUAUUUAGUAUUUCAUUUGACUUUAUUGUGGCUUUUACAUAGAAACAUAUUCAGUUGUACUUGUUUUAAAUUGUGUAUACAAGCUGUAUAUAAAAUUAGCCAAACGAAUCAUUUCUUAUAUCUUAUUCAUGAAAGUUUGCAUACAGAUGUUUGCAUAUAUGUCUUUUUGAAUUUUUGCUGGUUAACCUUUAUCAUUUAUCUUUGUAAUGUGAACAUGCUUCAGAGUGUACUUUUUGCCAUAACCUAUUUUAAUUUACUUUUUCUGAAGUUUGGAGUGAUAAUUUUUAGUGGAAGCAAUUUGUAAUUUAAGUUGGUGAUUUUAUUAUAUGUAGAAAAGAUUUUUUAGUUAAACUUCUGGACUUGAGCGUCCUGUUUAAAUUUCUUGUGAAUAUUGUGCCAAGCCUCAAAAAUAGGCUUAUUCCAUGGAACAAGAAUUAAAAAUGAAUAAGCUAUCAGUAUAUAAUUUAAGUACAAGUUUAGGCUGGGCGUGGUGGCUCACGCCUGUAAUUCCAGCACUUUGGGAGGCCGAGGUAGGCAGAUCACGAGGUCAAGAGAUCAAGACCAGCCUGACCAACAUGGCAAAACCUCAUCUCUACUAAAAAUACAAAAAUUAGCUGAAUGUGGUGGCAUGUGCCUGUAAUCCCAGCUACUUGGGAGGCUGAGGCAGGAGAAUCGCUUGAAUCCGGGAGGCAGAGGCUGCAGUGAGCCGAGAUUGUGCCACUGCACUCCAGCCUGGGUAACAGAGCAAGACUCCAUCUCAAAAAAAAAAAAAAGAAAAAGAAAAAAAGUACAAGUUUAUGAAGUAUUAUAGUGAAAAAUUCACAUUCUGGCUGAUUUUAGGCCAUUUAAAAUUUAUAUAAAACAACCUUCCAUAAAAAUUUGACAGGUGCCCAGAUGUUACUUUCUCCAUUUAUUUUUUGUUAUUUUUUUUAAUCACAGAAGGUCUGAUAGAGAAUUGGAGCUAAAUUAUAAUAUUUUUGUUGGUAAAGUUGAAUUAUAUACUUGUACAUACAAUGGAAAUGCUUUUAGUAGUGAUUAUUUAGCAAUUUUUGUUUUUGUUAUAUUAGGCAUGUUUGGAGGCUUUCCUAUUCUAGCAUUUAAAUUUCAAUUUUAUUAAAAUUAAAUAAUUUAAAUCUAGCAUUUAAAUUUAAAUAAUUUAAGUGUAGCAUUUACAUUUAAAUAAUUAUAAUGAAGUUUUGAAAUACUAAGUUAAUCCAGACCUUUAGUUGUCCCAUGGUGUUAAUAAAGUUGCCAAAGAAAAUGUAUUCUGAACAAUUCAGCAAUAAGACAAUUGUCAACACAGUUGAGAAUAACAAUGGUAAUCGUUAGUAAUAUUUAGAAUUGGAAUUUGCCUACUGAAAUAGUUAUAGAUGAUUACUUGUGAUGUGAAACUGAAUUGAGCAUGACAACCAGACAUUUCCAGUUGGUUUUGUAAGUUUUGAGAAUCUAGAUACUGGGUUUUAUUUUUUGAAAGAUUAGCUCUGUUUUGUAAGGGCUGAUUCCUUGAAAAUGUAAUUUUCCAGAAAAACACCUAAAGAAAAUAAAACAUGGACAUGCCUAGUAAA
Messenger RNA from Pongo pygmaeus (Bornean orangutan), 2818 nucleotides. It is a transcript of the gene TSNAX, whose product is annotated as translin associated factor X. The record is from RefSeq and is a predicted model, not a curated record. Gene Ontology annotation, molecular function: sequence-specific DNA binding. NCBI's taxonomy places the organism in Eukaryota, Metazoa, Chordata, Mammalia, Primates, Hominidae. Bases 320 to 1192 code for a protein of 290 amino acids. The transcript has 6 exons.